AAGAUUUUCCGACCCCCUGCCCCCUAUAAUGGAAGGGUAAAAUAUAAAUAUUUAUCCGAUGAUUUUUAGCCAAUUUAUCCUAAACAAAAAAAAGGGAAAAAUGUACGACUAUCAGAUUUGUUGAAGCUACUUUUUAUUAUCAUCGUUGUUUCAUAAUUUUCCAAACCUCAAACAUAAUAUUACAGAUAUUUAUAAUAAAUGGAAAUUUCAUAAGUUAAGGUGUUCAAACUAACUUAAUUAUUGCAGACAGACAAAGUGCUGAAACUGCUUAAUUUUGAGGUGCUCUGUUUUAGUACCCCAAAGGCGAAUUUUGAACUUGGCUCUUUAAGUCUCAACUACACUUCCUUUGAUGUCAAUUUUCUUGUUAGUAUGGGAUUAUUACAUAUAUGUUUUUUAUACUUGAUGUGGAUGAUUAAUAAUGAUGUUUGUUUUGUUGUUAUGUUUGUAGGUUUAUUUAAAUUCCACUUCAUGUUUAUCCUCCUUAGUUUUUUAAUACCACAUUUUUUGCAGAAGACGUAUGUCCUUUAAUCUUUCCUCUAUAAAUAUGACAAAGCCUACAAUUAUUUCUUGGCCUCAAUUCGAGUUCUCUAUAAUUAUAUUCAUGUUUGUCUUACCAUUUAGAUUAAAAAAAAAAAAGAAUGACGAAGUUUUUUGGUUCAAAAAAAUGUGAUUAUUCUGUCUUUAUGCCAUAGAAAUGGGCGUUUUAACUUUAUUCCAUGAGGCAAGUCAAAUCAUUUGAGAUUUCUGCAGAUUUUGCUAUCUCUCUCAACUUUAAAUAUAAUAAGUCAAAUCAUUUGAGAUUUCUGAAGAUUUUGCUCUCUCUCAACUUUAAAGAUAAUAAAAACAAUGCAAAGUUAGGUAGAAGACCAAACAUGAUUUACAAACCAUGGCUGAAAAUUAAAAAACAAAAUAAAAACUGAUAUAUUUCAGCUUUUGAACAUUCAAGUUUGCGGAUGAUAUGGAAUGUGUGAAAUAUUUUUAAUUGCCUAUGAAUUUGAAAUUAUAUGAUGCAAAUGUCAAAAGUCAGCAGCUCUUAUCAUGGAACCAAAGAAAAGCAGCAUUAUAUUAACUAGUUAUUACAGCACAUGACACAGAUAGUAAUCUCCUUGUUUGCAAAUUUUUCCACCAGCUUUAAUGGACUCUCUUCCCAAUCUCCUGUUAACCGUGAUCUGUAUUGUCCUUCCAUUACUCAUCUGUUUCAUUUUCUAUCACCUAAACAGACCUAACAGUUCGAAGACCAGAAAAUGCACUGCCCCUCAGGCUGGUGAUGCUUGGCCUGUUAUUGGCCAUCUCCACCUCUUUGGUGGUCAACAACUGACACACAAAACAUUGGGAGCUAUGGCAGACAAGUAUGGACCAGUUUUCACUGUCAGGCUGGGUUCGCAUCAAGUUUUAGUUUUGAAUAGUUGGGAAAUUGCCAGGGAGUGUUUUACUAUUCAUGACAGGGCCUUUUCCAACAGACCAAGUAUUACUGCCUCAAAGUUGCUUGGUUAUGACUAUGCUAUGUUUGGAUUUGCUCCUUAUGGACCAUACUGGCGUGAGAUGCGCAAGAUAGCUACCAUCGAACUUUUGUCGAACCAUAGACUUGAUAUGCUCAAGCACAUUCGAGAAUCAGAGGUGCAAAUUAUGAUCAAAGAACUAUACAACAUGUGGAUCAGCAAAGGAAGUGCAGGAGGUAGAGUUUUGGUGGAUAUGAAGCAAUGGUUUGGGGACUUGACACAUAAUAUUGCUUUAAGAAUUGUGGGAGGGAAAAGGUAUUUUGGAGUUGGUGCUGAUUUUGAGGAAGAAGAAGCGAGACGAUGUAGACAAGUGAUGAGGGAUUUUGCUUAUCUGUUUGGGGUAUUUGUGCUGUCUGAUGCUAUACCAUCUUUUGGUUGGUUAGAUAUUAAUGGAUAUGAGAAAGCAAUGAAGAAAACUGCAAAAGAAUUGGACAUCUUGAUAGGAGGGUGGCUGGAGGAGCAUAAGCAGAAGAGAUUAAUUGGUGGGAAAGGAAGAAAAGAGCAGGAUUUCAUGGAUGUGAUGUUGAAUAUCCUGGAUGAUUCCAAGGUUUCUGCUUAUGAUGCAGAUACUGUAAAUAAGGCUACUUGUCUGAACCUUUUAUUGGCAGGAAGUGACACUACCAUGGUUUCUCUAACAUGGGCUCUGUCUUUACUACUCAACAAUCCCCAAGAGCUGAAGAAGGCACAAGAUGAGCUUGACAUCGUCGUUGGCAAAGAUAGACAUGUGGAUGAAUCAGAUAUCCCAAAUUUAAUCUACCUCCAAGCCAUUGUGAAAGAAACAUUGCGUCUUUACCCACCAAGUCCCAUAAUUCUUCGAGCUGCAAUGGAAGACUGCACCCUCUCCUCUGGCUACUUCAUUCCUAGUGGGACACGCUUGAUGGUGAAUGCUUGGAAAAUUCACCAUGAUCAGCGCGUGUGGACUAGUCCUCACAAGUUCCAACCACAGAGAUUUCUUACAACAAAUAAGGACAUAGACAUGAGGGGUGUGAAUUAUGAGCUCAUUCCUUUUGGCUCAGGAAGGAGGUCAUGUCCAGGGGUAUCACUAGCUCUCCAGGUAAUACAUUUGGCUCUGGCUAGCUUCUUGCACAGUUUUGAAGUUGCUAAACCAUCCAUUGAAGAUGUGGACAUGACUGAGAGCACUGGCUUGACAAAUUUGAGAGCAAACCCACUCGAAGUUUUUCUUAAUCCGCGUCUUAAUUGUAACCUUCAUUAUCUGUAAUUUAAUGAAACUAUGUAGGAAACCUUCAUU
Ziziphus jujuba (common jujube) is the source of this 2748-nucleotide messenger RNA. Its product is annotated as cytochrome P450 CYP82D47-like. Gene Ontology annotation, biological process: defense response to other organism. NCBI's taxonomy places the organism in Eukaryota, Viridiplantae, Streptophyta, Magnoliopsida, Rosales, Rhamnaceae. The record is from RefSeq and is a predicted model, not a curated record. The transcript is spliced from 2 exons. Gene Ontology annotation, molecular function: monooxygenase activity; iron ion binding; oxidoreductase activity, acting on paired donors, with incorporation or reduction of molecular oxygen. Bases 1135 to 2718 code for a protein of 527 amino acids.